Molecule: messenger RNA, 2099 nt
Organism: Magnolia sinica
Lineage: Eukaryota; Viridiplantae; Streptophyta; Magnoliopsida; Magnoliales; Magnoliaceae
Product: EH domain-containing protein 1-like
Exons: 16
Coding region: 161-1789 (542 amino acids)
Biological process (GO): endosomal transport; endocytosis
Cellular component (GO): intracellular membrane-bounded organelle; plasma membrane; cytoplasm
Molecular function (GO): calcium ion binding; GTP binding; protein binding
Source: RefSeq, a predicted model, not a curated record
CUCGAAAAGAAGUAAAAAGAAAAAAAGAAAAGAGUCCCAUUUCAUUUCAAAAACCGUGGAAGCUGUUGAUUUCCUCUUUCAAUUCCCACCAUUCCCCAAGGAAAAUAGAAAGCUCUCUCUCUCUCUCUCUGGAAACUUUUCUAUCGCCUUCUCUCCUGCAAUGGAGAUCCUCUCAACGCCGAUCAGUUCCUGCUCUCGAGAACACCAAAAGAUCUACCAGGAUUGGUUUUCCUACGCCGAUUCAGACAACGAUGGCCGCAUUACCGGAAAUGACGCCACGAAAUUCUUUGCCAUCUCGAAACUGUCCCGUCCCGAACUCAAACAGGUGUGGGCAGUUGCAGACUCGAAACGGCAGGGAUUCCUUGGUUUCAGAGAGUUCAUUACUGCAAUGCAGCUGAUUGCUCUAGCACAAUCAGGGAAAGAAAUUACUCCGGAUGUUCUUGCUGCUGCAGAACUGGAGAAUUUGGGACCUCCAUUAUUGGAAGGUUUGGAUAUAUUAAUAGCUAAAAGUAAGCCUUCACCCAAGAAAAGCGAUCCUGAUCUAGAUGUAACUCAGUACCAAUCACCAUCAUUCCAAUGGUUCACAUCAAAGUCUUCAAAAAAGGUACCCCUUGGCUCUGUCACAUCAAUAAUCGAUGGCUUGAAGAAGCUAUACAUUGAAAAGCUGAAGCCCCUGGAAGCUACCUAUCGAUUUAAUGAUUUUGCUUCUCCUUUAUUGACAAGCAGUGAUUUCGAUGCUAGGCCAAUGGUUAUGCUCUUGGGCCAGUACUCCACUGGGAAAACAACAUUCAUUAAACAUUUGCUAAACUGCAGUUAUCCAGGAGCGCACAUCGGACCGGAACCUACAACUGACAGAUUUGUUGUUGUUAUGUCAGGACCUGAUGAAAGGAGCAUUCCAGGGAACACUAUUGCUGUGCAAGCAGACAUGCCAUACAGUGGUCUCACAACAUUUGGAACUGCAUUCUUGUCAAAAUUUCAGUGCUCCCAGAUGCCUCAUCCACUGCUAGAGCACAUCACUUUUGUUGAUACACCGGGAGUUCUGUCUGGAGAAAAACAACGGACACAACGCAGCUAUGAUUUCACAGGCGUUACAUCAUGGUUUGCUGCAAAGUGUGACCUUAUUCUUCUUUUGUUCGAUCCUCAUAAACUUGAUAUCAGUGAUGAGUUCAAGCGCGUGAUUGGUUCUCUACGAGGUCAUGAUGACAAGAUACGCGUGGUUUUGAAUAAGGCAGACCAAGUUGAUACCCAACAACUGAUGAGAGUUUACGGGGCAUUGAUGUGGUCACUCGGAAAAGUUUUGAAUACUCCUGAGGUUAUGCGUGUCUAUAUCGGCUCAUUCAAUGACAAACCCGUAAAUGAAGCUGUCAUUGGCCCAAUUGGAAAAGAGUUGUUUGAGCGAGAACAAGACGACCUUCUUUCCGAUUUGAAAGAUAUUCCUAAAAAGGCUUGUGAUCGCCGAAUCAAUGAAUUUGUAAAACGUGCUAGAGCUGCUAAGAUUCAUGCCUACAUCAUCAGCCAUCUAAAAAAAGAGAUGCCUGCAAUGAUGGGCAAGGCCAAAGCUCAACAACGACUCAUUGACAAUCUAGAAGAUGAAUUUGCAAAGGUCCAAAGGGAAUUUCAUCUUCCAGCUGGGGAUUUUCCUAAUGUCGAACACUUCAGAGAAGUCUUGGGCGGAUAUAAUAUUGACAAGUUUGAGAAGUUGAAGCCUAAGAUGAUACAAGCCGUCGAUGAUAUGCUAGGAUAUGACAUACCACAGCUCCUCAGGAACUUCAAAAACCCUUACGAGUGACGCAAAUCCAGCUGAAGACGAGAAAAGAGUGGGAAGGAUGGUUGAUGGUAUGUAUUACAUGAUUUUUAUAUAGCUCUUGGAUGCAGAAUUAUGGGGUCCUGAUGCAUCAGUCCUCAAGUUCUCCUGAUGUACCAGUCCAUAAAAGUUGGCCAUGAUUUGGUGAUCUAAACCAUAGUUUGAAAAACCCAAAAACUCAACUUGACUCGAUGUUCAGCCAUGUCAGUUGACUCAAAGACUCGACUCGACUUGACUCAAUUCGAUAUGUAACAAAUUCAUAAAUAAAAAAUUAGGAAUGGAGGUGGAUUUUUAA